Molecule: messenger RNA, 1350 nt
Organism: Vespula pensylvanica (western yellowjacket)
Lineage: Eukaryota; Metazoa; Arthropoda; Insecta; Hymenoptera; Vespidae
Product: methyltransferase-like protein 22
Exons: 7
Coding region: 277-1197 (306 amino acids)
Biological process (GO): protein methylation
Cellular component (GO): nucleus
Molecular function (GO): protein methyltransferase activity
Source: RefSeq, a predicted model, not a curated record
AAUACAAAAUAAAUUUUUUAUAGUAAUUAAUAUUUACUUCCAACUUUAAUGAAUAAAAUUUAAAUGCAGAAAAUUAGACAAUUUUUCAGCGCGAAUUUUAAAAUACUUGACAAAUAAAUCAUCACGUUCGCAUUUUAACGAUUACAAUAUAAUUUUCUUUUAGACUUCGUAAAAGAUCGUACGCUAGUUUAUGUGCCAACUAUUCUGUAGUUUAAAUACUCUUUAUUGUACUCAUACAAGCUUUUCUGUUUGCUAUAAAUAGAAAGUAAUCAGUUUAUGUUCGUGACCUUGUACAGUGAAGUCAGGAUGUCUAUACAUAAAAUAACAUCAGAAAUAUUUUUAGAGGAUGAUAAACAUUCAGAAAAACUCACAAAUAAUGGUGCUAUUACCCAAUUUAUCUUUAAGUGUCCUUCUUACAUGAUAAAAUCAAAAUCAAAAAUAAAAGCGAUAGAGUAUGAUGAAGAUGAUGAUUUGAAUAUAGACAGAGAUGAAGAAAGUGUUUUAUAUAUAGAACACAGUGUAUCGACAGAAUUGCAAAUGGUAGGUUUGCAGGUAUGGCGAGGUGCUCUUUUAUUAGCUGAUUAUAUUUUAUCCAACCCUGAUUUAUUUAAGGAAAAAAUAAUUAUGGAAUUAGGAUCUGGUGUUGGUCUAACUAGCAUUAUUGCUAGUUUUUUAGCAAAAGAAAUAAUUUGUACAGAUAUUAAUUUAGGUGAGAUAUUAAAAUUAGUGAAACGAAAUUUUAUGAGAAAUAUAUCUUAUGUGAAAUGUAAAUUUCAUAUAGAAGAAUUAAAUUUUUUAAAUUUAAAAUGGUCUAAAAGUUUAGAAGAAAAAGUUAAUAUGACAGAUAUUUUCAUAGCUGCAGAUGUGAUUUAUGAUGAUGUUAUAACAAAUGGAUUUGUUACAACGUUAGAAAAACUCUUAAGUAAAGAAGUUCCAAAAACAGCUUACAUUGCUUUGGAGAAAAGAUAUGUUUUCACUGUUGCUAAUAUGGAAACUGUUGCUCCAAUGUAUGAAGAAUUUCUACGUUGUAUUCAAAGGCGAAAUCUUAAUUGGAAUAUAGAAUAUGUGAAAAUAGAUUUUCCACGAUUUUUUAAAUAUGAGAGAGUACAACAUAUGAUUCUAAUGAAAAUAGAAAAUAAAAUCAAUAUUAAAGGUUAUAGAUCUUUACAAAUUGAUUUAGUAAGUGUACCAACUUAAGAAUCAAAAGACUGAUAAUUAUUCAUAGAAGAAAUUAUAUUUUUAUUUGUCAGUGUUAUCUGAAGAUCAUUAUGAUUUGCCUGUUGGUAUGCUUCUUCAUGAAGUGGCUCUAUUUCUCUCCAUAUUACCUUAUCUAAAAGAUAGAAAAAAUUU